Molecule: messenger RNA, 534 nt
Organism: Cariama cristata (Red-legged seriema)
Lineage: Eukaryota; Metazoa; Chordata; Aves; Cariamiformes; Cariamidae
Product: protein atonal homolog 7-like
Exons: 1
Coding region: 1-534 (177 amino acids)
Biological process (GO): developmental process; regulation of transcription by RNA polymerase II
Molecular function (GO): DNA-binding transcription factor activity, RNA polymerase II-specific; protein dimerization activity; RNA polymerase II transcription regulatory region sequence-specific DNA binding
Source: RefSeq, a predicted model, not a curated record
AUGGAGGAACUUUGUUACAGCUUCGAGCAGGAAGACUCCACACCUGACUUUCUUUUCUGGGACCAGGCAGAUCCCAAUGGUCAGCUGGAUAACUUCCUACUAGACUGCUCCUCCCUGGCAGACCAGUUCUCCCCUUGGCCCUCCUCUGCUUGCCCACCCACCCUGGGGGAGCCGGCAGUAGAACAGGCGGGGGGUGCUGAACUGGACAGCUCCCCACCACCACCACCGCCCCACGGUCACGAUCACGGCCACGGUCAUGGCCAUGCCCACCAGCGGCACGCCGCCAAUGUCCGCGAGAGGAAGAGGAUGCUCAACAUCAACUCGGCCUUUGAUGAGCUCCGGUGCCACGUACCAACCUUCCCGUAUGAGAAGCGUCUCUCCAAAAUCGACACGCUCCGGUUGGCCAUUGCCUACAUUGCUCUUCUUGGCGAGAUCCUCCUCUCUGGAUGCGAUCCCAAAUCCUACGUGGAGCAGUCCCUGAAGAAUGGUUUGCAAAGCCAACUGCGGGCAACCUGGAAUACAAGCGGUGAGUGA